UCUCUAUCUCUCAUACACACUGCGAGAGAGAGAGAGAGAGAGAGAGAGAGAAGCAGCAAUGGCGGGAGGCAAAAUAAGGAAAGAGAAGCCAAAAGCAAAAGGAACAAGCGCACCGUACCAGGGAGGCAUAUCGUUCCACAAAUCCAAAGGUCAGCACAUCCUCAAAAACCCUAUGCUCGUCGACACCAUCGUCCAAAAAUCCGGCAUCAAAAGCACCGAUACCAUCCUCGAAAUCGGUCCCGGUACCGGUAACCUCACCAAGAAGCUUCUCGAAGCCGGUAAGUUAGUUAUCGCCGUUGAAGUCGACCCUCGCAUGGUCCUCGAGCUUCAGCGCCGCUUUCAAGGCACCCCUCACUCCUCUCGCCUCAAGGUGAUACAAGGGGAUGUACUUAAGACCGAGCUUCCCUAUUUUGAUAUUUGUGUGGCCAACAUUCCUUAUCAAAUUUCGUCGCCACUGACAUUCAAGUUAUUGAAUCACCAACCCGCGUUUAGGUGCGCUAUUAUUAUGUUCCAAAGGGAGUUUGCUAUGAGAUUAGUGGCUCAACCUGGUGAUAAACUCUAUUGUCGUCUCACGGUGAACACCCAAUUACUGUCUCGAGUUUUCCAUCUCCUCAAAGUUGGUAAAAACAAUUUCCGGCCUCCACCUAAGGUAGAUUCGUCUGUAGUUAGAAUUGAGCCUAGGAAGCCGCGAAUUGAAGUCAAGCAGAAGGAGUGGGAUGGGUUUUUGAGAAUUUGUUUUAAUAGGAAGAACAAGACCCUUGGUGCCAUUUUUAGGCAGAAGAAUGUUCUCUCCUUGUUGGAGAAGAACUACAAGACUUUGCAAGCGCUAAAUCUUUCGGUUGGUAAUGGGGAUGCUGAAAUGGCUUCUUUGAGGUUAGGGAAUGCUAAUGAGGUUGAAACCAUGGAGAUGGAUGACGACGAUGAGGAUGGUGGAGCAGAUGAUGAAAUGGAUGUGGAAGAUGGUGAUGCUGAUGGGGAAACAUCCGAGUUUAAAAACAAGGUUUUGGGUGUGUUGAAGGAGGGAAAUUUUGAAGACAAGAGGUCAUCCAAGCUUAAGCUAGAGGAGUUCUUGUACCUACUCUCUCUGUUUAACAAGGCUGGCAUACAUUUUUCUUGAUCUUAGGACUGAACUUGUAGUUUUAUUGUUUUUUUUUUUUUUUUCCCCUCUUCUUUCACAAUUAAUAUCCAAUUUUGUUGGUUCUCUUUUCUUGUCAACUUAAAGAAGUCUUAUUCUUAUUGUUCUGUAUUUUGCUUAAAGUUUUGAUUGGAUAGUUUAGGUUAAAGAAUGCUAUUAUGAAUGUAUUUUUUGUUGCUCUCCUGUAAAUUAGCUCAUGCCAAUUAUAUAUUAUUAUGCAUCCGUACUUGUUCGAA
Molecule: messenger RNA, 1371 nt
Organism: Quercus robur (English oak)
Lineage: Eukaryota; Viridiplantae; Streptophyta; Magnoliopsida; Fagales; Fagaceae
Product: ribosomal RNA small subunit methyltransferase
Exons: 2
Coding region: 59-1117 (352 amino acids)
Biological process (GO): rRNA methylation
Cellular component (GO): mitochondrial matrix
Molecular function (GO): rRNA (adenine-N6,N6-)-dimethyltransferase activity
Source: RefSeq, a predicted model, not a curated record